Rubroshorea leprosula is the source of this 4032-nucleotide messenger RNA. NCBI's taxonomy places the organism in Eukaryota, Viridiplantae, Streptophyta, Magnoliopsida, Malvales, Dipterocarpaceae. The record is from the annotation of a GenBank genome assembly.
GCAUUUAAUAAGGAAACGGGAAACUCGCUUCAUCUUCCUCUUCUCUCUUCUGGGGUUGGUCCAAUCAAAUUGAGUUUUCAGUUUUGGAUCCAGUGAACUCCUCAGCUUUCACUCAUUUUCUUCUUUUCUGUUUCUUCCCCAGGAUUUCAAGAAACCCUUUUAGAGGGAUCAUAACGGUCUAGGAGGUUCUUUCAUCUUUGUCUUAGAGAAAGUUUGCAGAAAAUGCCUCAAGAAACGAACUUUAAUUCUAUCUUUACUUCUCCUUCCAAGAACAUGAGAGGGUUAAAGGCGUUGGUAUCCAACACUGAGUCUUCACAGGCUGAGGAGAUCAUCAAUGACCUUGAAUUGGCUCAAAGAAAAGCAGAAGAAGCAGCUUCUAGGAGAUAUCAAGCAGCAGAAUGGCUAAGGCAGAUGGACCAAGGCGCAACCGAAAUCCUGCCCAAAGAACCCUCAGAGGAAGAAUUUUGCCUUGCUCUUCGCAAUGGGCUUAUUCUCUGCAAUGUCCUCAACAAAGUCAAUCCUGGAGCUGUUCUAAAGAUAGUAGAAAGUCCAAUAAUCACAGUCCAAUCAACUGAGGGAGCAGCACAAUCUGCCAUUCAGUAUUUUGAAAAUAUGAGAAACUUCCUGGUAGCCGUUAAAGAAAUGCAGCUCUUGACCUUUGAAGCAUCUGAUUUAGAAAAGGGGGGGUCAAUGAAUAAAGUUGUAGAUUGCAUUCUGUGUUUAAAAGGGUAUUAUGAAUGGAAGCAAGCAGGUGGAAUUGGAGUGUGGAGGUAUGGAGGGACUGUGAAGAUUAUGUCCUUUCCUAAAGGGUCUUCUCCCUCCUUAGUUGGAAGUGAAAGUGCUGAUGAAUCUUUUGAUGAUUCUGAAUCAUCACAAUAUGAACAACUAUUGGAAUUCCUCCAUUUCUCUGAAGAGGUUGCAAUUGAAGAAACCAAAACAGCGAAUGCCCUGGCCUUCCUAUUUGAUCGAUUUGGGCUGUUGCUUCUACAGGCUUACCUUAGAGAGAGUAAUGGGCUUCAAGAAUUGCCCUUGAAUGCCAUGGUAAUAGAUGCCUUAUUGAGUAAGGUAGUUAAGGACUUCUCAGCAUUGCUGGUUUCACAAGGGACUCAGCUUGGAUUAUUUCUCAAGAAGAUACUGAAAACUGAUAUUGGUUCUCUAUCAAAAUCUGAUUUCAUAGAAGCUAUCUCACAGUAUCUUGGUAAAAGAAUAGACCUGGCAUCAACUGAUUUCUCCAAAUUUUGUAUUUGUGGUGGGAAACGAGAGGUGAAGCGAGAGGUUUUCCAUACUGUUAUCCACUCUCCUGCUUAUGGAGAACUUAUCGAUCACCAGCAAAGACAACUUGAGGAGAUUAAAUUAGAUUUCCAAGACACAAAAUGUGAAGUCAAUCAAAUUCUUUCAAAUUGGGAGGAAGAAGUUAAAAGGCUAGAGCAUCAUAUCAAGGGUCUUGAAGUGGCAUCCUCUUCUUACCACAAGGUUUUAGAAGAAAACCGCAUACUUUACAAUCAAGUCCAAGACCUCAAAGGAACCAUUAGAGUUUAUUGUAGAGUGAGACCCUUCUUACAAGGACAACCAAAUGGACAAUCAACUGUGGAUUAUAUUGGAGAAAAUGGAAAUAUUAUGAUUGUCAAUCCUUUAAAGCAUGGAAAAGAUGCAAGAAAAGUGUUCUCGUUCAACAAAGUAUUUGGACCGACUAUCUCACAAGAGCAAGUAUAUGUGGACACUCAACCAUUAGUCAGGUCUAUUUUGGAUGGUUAUAAUGUCUGCAUUUUUGCAUAUGGACAAACUGGCUCUGGAAAGACAUACACCAUGAGUGGCCCUGAUUUAACCACUGAGCAAACCUGGGGUGUAAACUACCGUGCAUUGCGUGACCUAUUUCAAAUGUCAAAGGAGAGAGCUGAUGUUGUACAUUAUGAGGUUGGAGUGCAGAUGAUUGAAAUAUACAAUGAACAAUUAAAUGGCCUUAAUGUGCCUGAUGCAAGUUGGGUUCCGGUUUCUAGUACACAAGAUGUUCUUGAGUUGAUGAAAGUUGGGCAAAAGAAUCGUGCUGUUGGUGCUACUGCUUUGAAUGAGCGAAGUAGCCGUUCUCACAGCAUUUUGACCGUUCAUGUAUAUGGGAAGGAGUUGGUUUCGGGAUCCAUUCUAAGAGGUUGCCUCCACUUGGUGGAUUUAGCUGGAAGUGAGAGAGUUGAUAAAUCCGAGGCUGUAGGUGAAAGAUUGAAGGAAGCUCAACACAUCAAUAAAUCACUUUCUGCCCUUGGAGAUGUCAUUUCUGCUCUUGCACAGAAGAGUGCACACAUUCCUUACAGAAACAGCAAGCUCACCCAAGUAUUACAGGAUUCUUUAGGUGGCCAAGCAAAAACAUUGAUGUUUGUACAUAUAAGUCCCGAAGUCAAUGCUGUUGGAGAGACUAUUAGCACCCUGAAGUUUGCUGAGAGGGUUGCCUCCAUAGAGCUUGGUGCAGCUCGAUCUAACAAAGAAACUGGUGAAAUCCGAGAACUUAAAGAAGAGAUAUCAAAUCUUAAGCUUGCAUUGGAGAAGAAGGAAGCUGAGAUAGAGCAGUUGAAAAGUGGUAAUGCUCGGAACAUGAUAGAUACACAAAGACAAAGAGCAGUUUCCCCUUUCCGUCUUCCAAAAUAUGGGACAACUGCAAGCAGUAAACCAGAAACAUCCCAAAGACCUAAUGAUGAUGGUAGAAUCCCUGAGGUGAGAAGCUGUUCUUCAGGCAAGCAGAGGAGGUCAAGAUUUCCUUCUGCACUUGCCGACAAGGAGAUAUUUCCAAAGAUGCCUCCUCUAGCUGAGGAGAGAUUGACAAGCUUGGGAAAGCCAAGGUCACCAUCGCCUGUGAGGAGAUCUUUGUCAACAGAUAGAGGAGCCUCACUCAGAAGCAAGGUCAAGGCUGAUACAGUGGAGAACCAACCUAUCUCCAAAGUACCCUUUCCUGCUAGAAUACCUGUUAAUAAAUCUGUUUCCACAAUACCAGCAAUCCCUUCAUUGGAUAACAACUCAAAGAUUCAUUCGAGUUCACAAGAGCCAGCCAAGCAAGAUAGUAUUUUGGAUGCAUUUUACGGCCUCCAAAAAUUCAGCUCUAGGAAGGGUCAUCAAGAACAUGAAGAGGAGCAGUUCAGGCAAGCCCUUAAUAUAAAGCAAGGUGGAAUUAGGAAAAGCAAGCCUGAGAGUAAGGCUAAAGCAAAGCAACAACUACCAUCUAUGUUCCAGAGAUCUGAUAUGGGAGUGACUUUGCUUUCUAACAUGGAUGCUGGUGAAAAGAUGGAGGAGCCUCGAAAGAGUGACUUUUCUGAGCCUGAAAGUGAACAAAUCCUUGUUGGAUCAGUAGUGAAUGGUUCCUUGAGAACAAAUAAGCUUAGACAAAACUACUCAAGGAAUUCUCAAAAUCUUGAACCAAGGGGACCAGUGCAAGCAGUAGAACAACCGUUGGUUGCUAAGCUUGACAAGUAUCCAAAUGGAGUAAUUCGACAAGGAAAGGAAGGUAGCAACACAUCAAUGCCUGAAUUCAGGAGAAGUCGAUCUUCACCUCGCGGGAAGUUUUUGAUUUUGCCUUGAGGAGUUCACACCUGUACACAAAUGAGUAUCUGUACCUCUGAUGCUUUUGAGUUGUGUACAGUGACUAUUUGAGUUGACCUUUCCAGCUUGCAUUGUUAUUUCUCAUUGUGGUAUGUGAAGAGUCCACUGGAGGUGAUUUUGUGUAACCUUUUUCUUUUUUAACACCAUGGUUAAAUCCUCCAUUAUCUCAUUUAAGUGAUCCGUCAUGACUCAAUAUAUUUGCUACUUAACCUGCAUUUUAGUGUCUAUACUAUCCUUGAAGAAAUGCAACACCCUUAAAUUCACAAGAAGCUCAGUUCACACUCUACAGCUCUACUGAUCUGUUUGGAUUCUAGUGAAAGGACAUCACUUUUGCAAUGUAUCGAGCGCUUUUCUUAGUUUGUGAUUUGCAGACUACUAUGUCAUAUUAUUAUGAUGUCUGAUUAGUUGAUUAAGAUGUAAACUUUUCUGCUGCCAUUGCUUGCUUUCACA